Molecule: messenger RNA, 3435 nt
Organism: Synchiropus splendidus (mandarinfish)
Lineage: Eukaryota; Metazoa; Chordata; Actinopteri; Syngnathiformes; Callionymidae
Gene: s100u
Product: S100 calcium binding protein U
Exons: 3
Coding region: 201-953 (250 amino acids)
Cellular component (GO): perinuclear region of cytoplasm
Molecular function (GO): calcium ion binding; transition metal ion binding
Source: RefSeq, a predicted model, not a curated record
UACACGCCCUUUGACUUGACAGGGGGAAAAGUUUUAAGGAAGAAAAAAACUAAAUCACGGAAGAGAGUUUGCAGUUCUACUAGUUUGACAAGUUCUCCGGACUCAAAGCUGCGUGUUGAGGCGGGGAAGAGCGCACAAAUCCUCUAUUUGCGCACAUUUGCAGGCUUCUGUCGCCCCACACACUCAACACGAAAGGAGCCAUGGAGGCAGCCAUCCAGACAAUGGUCAAGGUCUUCCUGAAGUCAUCCAAGGGAAAGGAGAGUCUGGGGAAAAAAGAGUUCCAGAACCUUGUCAAGUCCCAGCUCAGCAACAUCCUGACGGACACGGACAGUAAGGAGGCCGUCAACAACAUGGGCCAGGGGUUGGACGCCGACCAGGAUGGCAAGGUCGGCUUUGAGGAGUUCCUGAAGCUGGUGGGCUACCUGGCGGUUUCACUGAGCGAGCAGCGCGCCAAUGCCAACAACGAGCAAACUGAAGUGGCCAACAACGACACGGCCAAAGUCAAUGCCGAGGCUAACAGUGAGGCCAAGCCAGAGGCAGCUGAGGUCACCAAAGCAGAAGGGGUGGUGCCUGUGAAGGUGGAGGCUAAUGCUGGUGGAAAUGCAGUCAAGGUAGAAGUUAAGGCAGAAGGCCAAACGGCUAAGGAGGAGGAGAAGCCAGCUGAUGCAGCAGCAUCUCUGUCUGGAGCAUUAGCGGAGGUGCCAGCCGUGCUCGAGGUAGCAGCGGCAGAGAAGCCGGUGAGCGUCGAGAUCGCUGCUCCCGAGAAGCCGGCGGCGAUCAAAGUCUCUGCCGCAGGGCUUCCCGCAGCAACGGAGAAGUUGGCGACCGAAGUUGAAGUGGCUGUGAAAGAGGUGGUGACGGUGGAGACAGAAAAGGUGGAGGAGGAAGUGGAGAAGGCAGCUGCUGUCGUGGAGGAGGAAGUAGAGAAGAAGAUUGAGGAGGCGACAUCAUAGGGGACAGUCCUGAUUUUGCACAAAUCACUCACAUCUAACACAUUAACACCAGAACAAGUAGGUAAACCACUAUUGCGGUUCCACAAGUCUUCGAUAACUUCAAGCGUUCCACAAAAGCAGAUGCAUCAUUCCAUCAUGUUGCUGCCACCAGUAUGUUUAUAUGUACAGGUUGUGCCCCCCACACUAGCCAAUUACCUCAUGAUUACGACAGUGACAACAUGGUGGCCAGAAUGUGCGAUGCUAGUUCUCUCACUCCAUGGCGUGUUCAUGCUUUGAAUGAGUGAAAUUGACUGGUUCCCACCGGAUGAAAGAAAUACAUUUAGACGUGGGUGUGUUCAAAAUGUGGCCAUUACACUAAAGCGAGCUGCAAAAAAAAAAAAAUCUCCCGUUCACACUCCCUUGUAAAUCCCAGUUCAUCUUGUUGUAAUGUGUUAGUACUUUACAAAAUUCAACCCAAGAACAUGUUUACAUUUUACAUGAUGCCACACAAAGUAGAAAUUCAAACCUUGCUUAGCAUUUAAAUUCAAAGUGUAAGCAGUACUAUUUAGUCUUGAGCUUCCGCCCUGGAUCCUGUUGUGCUAACUAAUCCUGAGACUGUUGUGAUCAUCGGACUCUUUUCAUUUACUCUUUCGUCCGGGUGACAUGGCACUCUUUUGAAAGAUGUCUGCAAAUUCUCAGAUUUUUGUCUUCCCUCCUAAAACCCUUUAGUGCUGUCGCGGCAUGGCCAUAAACCAAUGGUUCGUCUUGAGCCUCCCAUGACUUCAGCUGUGUUCCAUGUGCUCCCCACCUCUCUGCCUUUGUUUAGCCGAUUAUUAAGCUCAGUGUACACGAUGCGAUGAAAUUUAGAUAACGUCACACAUUCAGUCAAUUCAUGUUGAGGCCGCGCCAUGUUCCAGGGCCACAUAGACGUCAAAAGAAAUUGAAAAGACCUGCAUUUCUUAUGUAUCUGGCAGAGCUUUUAUCCUUUUAAACAUGGACGAGGUAAAGAUGGCCCAUGUGUCUGGAAGAGGCUACUAAAGGCUAAAUAACUGAAGUCCAGCGAGAGACCCAAACUGGAGGAAAGGGAGUCAAAAAUAAUGCUGCAAGAGCAUCGUUCAGAGAAGAGUGCGCAUGUAACCAAAAGCUCCAACCCCCUCCCCGAUUAGAGCUGCUCAGCAGGGACGGCAAACAUGUCAAGAAGAUGUUUGUGAUGUCUCCACAAGCGUUUGUUAGCCUAAAUCAUUAAAGAGCACAUGUGACAGAGAGACUUGAUGUCAGUCCUCACCAGGAGUUUGUUUUUUCGGCCACACCCUCAAACGUCAAGACCCCUUUGGCCUGAAAUAGGAUCCUGUGGACCUGUGAUGCUUUUGGGAAACUACUGGAUAAGAUAGUCAGAUAACACAUGAAGAUGGUGGUGAUGGUGUCAUGAUGUGAAUACUGAGCCAUAGUUUUGUCAUUCAUUUGCUUCAUUCGUUCAUCUAUUAUUGCGUCUCUGCUCGUCAGGGUAACUGUUGCACAGCAGAAUCCAAACCAUCUCAAAUCUCAACCAUCUCAAACCAUAGCCAGUGACUCAGAGGCGCGACCCCCGUGCUCUGAUCUCAAUGAAUGAAUGACACUCAUGUAACAAGUACACAUAAUGCAUGCUCUCUAUAUGUGCCUUAUAUAAACCUGCUAGUUAAAUAUUGUAAACUAACACUAACCCACUCGGACCACUACGGAUAUCACUUGAAAAUGUAUUGUCUUACUUCAUAUGUUUAUUAUGAUUUUUGUAUUGUCUCGUCGUCACUGAUGCAGCUAUGAGGAGAGAAAGGCUCGCUCUGUCAUCUCCGUGUGCCGAGGUGCAGCACCUGAACGCUGCUGAGCAAAUAAGGCUGAGUCAUGUGUUCACGCCCUCACUGUGACACUCCCAUUGUAAAUAGUCCUCCUGCGUGGUGACUAACAAGCCAAGUGGUCGGGCUCAUACCUAUAAACGUGUGUAAUAAUAUAUCGCUCACUUAACAAGGUACUUGGUAACAUUCGCUCCUGCUCAUGAUGCACAGGGACCAAAGGGAACGCUCCGCUGGUGCGCGUACUCAUCAGCUAGCCGACUGUGGCGGUGUGGAGCUACGAGCUGACUGUGAUUCUCUUUGGUGAACCCCACCCAUGUCGAUUAAAAACAUGCUCCAACCAAGCGCAGGCGAUUCGCAGCAGGGAGUGUUUGCUGCCAGAUUUUCAUUGCAACACAAUACAGCUCAUUCAUGGCCAGAUAGAGAGGAGAUAAAAGUCUGCCAUGAGGCUCCUCCCACCGGAGAUGAGUGCACAUACAAUGGGGUCGGCAUGUUUGUUAUCAUGGGACAGUUUUCCUGGACGUUGCACAGAUAGAUUUAGAGGGGGUCUUCUUUAGUCGGACUUGUUCUGCGAUUGAAAGCAAAUUUACCUUUUUCCCUCUUGAUGUUAUAGCUGAACCUUUGUUCUGUUAAUCAAUGUCAGAUAUUGAAUAAAACUGUGAUUAACCAACGUUGAG